Messenger RNA from Venturia canescens, 6142 nucleotides. RefSeq names its product HP1 and insulator partner protein 1. Bases 634 to 5211 code for a protein of 1525 amino acids. The record is from RefSeq and is a predicted model, not a curated record. The transcript has 7 exons. NCBI's taxonomy places the organism in Eukaryota, Metazoa, Arthropoda, Insecta, Hymenoptera, Ichneumonidae.
CUUGUACAAUGGCUGCUCUCGUUGCAGCCCUCGUCGUAUCUCUUUCACGGUUUUGUUGUGAAAAUUUAAUCGCCCAAGCACAAUCAAACAACAACAGUACCGUAUCGAAUUAUAUUACAUAAAUUCGGAACACAACAAGAUAUAAACAACUUAUUCAAAACGCGUGUUGUGCAUAUCUUUCAUUUUGUUCUUGUUAAUAAAUGGAAUCAUACUAGCUUCUUUUCUAAUUCCGGGAUUUAAGGCGUUCGUGCGUGUUUUAUGUGUAUUUCUAGUGCAUACAAGUAACUAUGAAUUUACGUGGAUUGUGCACAAGAGAGACCGGACAGGCUCUCUAAUCAGCUAUACUUCAUGUUUACAUUGUACUUGUAUUACGGAUUAUUUUUCUCUUGGGCUUGAACGAACAAAAAGUGCUGCUGAUUUUAUCAUCGUACUUUUCUUUGAAAGAGAAAGAUAAAAAGGAAAAUCACGACAAAUUCAUCAAAUAUUUGUUAUCUUCAACUGCGGCACGGUACAGUGUUGGAAUUCUUCACACGACGAGGAUAAUGCUCUCGAAACUCGUUUAGGAUCUCUGAAAGGACGUCGUUACGACAAAUUGGAAACUCGAUGAGUGAAUAACGUAUCAAAAAUUCAAACAUGGAUGACCGAAACCUGAUAGCAGCGCCAUCAAGCAUAGAACCAGUACCACAAACAACAACAGUAGAAGAAACAGUUCUAAAAUCUGAGGGGCAUGCUGAUUUUCCAGCUGGAGGAGAAUCGGUGGAUAAAAGAGAGGAGAAUUCUAACGAUAAGGGAAAACAAUCUGCAGAAAUAAUCACCGACGAUGGAAAGUGUUCUUUGGAAGAGGCGGAAGAGAAGAUGAACUCUGAUGGAAAUAUUGACAAAAACAUUGUAGAAUUCAAGUCCACCAGGAAUGGUGAGGAAGACAAAAAUGAAAGAAUCGAUAAAACAUAUCCGAGCAAGGCCGACAAGGAUGAUGGAGAAGGAUUGGCAACGUUUAGGGAGGCCAAUGAUUUAAUGGUGGAAAAAAUCAACGAUAAAAGCAAUACAAAUGACGGCUCAAACGAAACGGAUAACCAAAUACCUACCAACGAGAAUUUAGUGCCUGAUAUUUGUAUUGCUUCUGCAACAGGGAGCGAGGCAAAAAAGAAUGAGGAAAAUGCCCCAAUCAACAAAUGUGCGGAAUCACAAGUAUGCGAAGACUCGAAAGAUGGUUCUAAUGUGGUAGAAAAUAUGUCGUCCGAAGUUGACGUCAAAGAAAUUGGCGUCGAUGUACCGGUGGUUACCGAAAAAACGACACAAAAAGUUUCCACGAUCGAGCAAAGUACAGAAAUAAUAGAAAUCGUGGAAUACACAGAUAAAACUCAAGAAUCUGUGACAGAGAGUUUCGAAUUGUCCGUACAAUCGAGCGAGGAAAGUAACGCGAAUGGGAUUCAGUCCGUUGAGAUUGAAAGUGCAAUAAAAAAUGAAACAAUUGUGACCGCUGAGAGAGAGGAGUCACCGAAUGAGCAUUUAAUUUCUGAAAAGUCGAUAAGUAGGAAUGAAAAUGUGGAACAAACGUUGGACCCACGAGAGGCAUUAAAGAAUGGAGAAUCACCGGAAGCGGAGAAAACGAGCGACUCCUCCUGCUCGAGGAUAUCAACGCCGUCCGAAAAUCCGUUGAAACAGCGUAGCGUGAUUGAGGACAUUUAUGACGACUGGCAGGACGACAAUGUCGAAGAUGAGGCAUCGCAGCAGCUGUCAAAGUCUCACGAUUCCGUAGAAAUGGAAUUGAAGAUUUUGCUGCACGAUGAAAAAUCGACCGACGAAUCUUGUCAAAUAAAAAAUGAUGACAAAGGUUCGAACAGGAUGAAAGAUGGAAUAUCUGAAUGUACAGAAAAAUCGAGUAAUUCGAGGUCAUCGAUUGGCUCGAGGGAACGCACUACGAUUGGAGAAACUUUGAAGCGAGAUAGUGUCAAGCCAGUCGAAGGGGAAGCUUGUGAAAAAAGAAACAUCGACUCGUCGAGGGUUGAGGAAUCGACGGAACAGAUGGAGCCACGAAAAUCAGAGAAAUCGAGCGAAUUUCCAAUGGCUCGAGAAAGGUUGAUAAAACAAAAGCCUUUAGCACCGCGACCGGGAGUCAAAGUGCCAGGGAUUUUGUUGACCAGUCCAAUAGUUUCGAAAAGCGCCGUUUCGAAAGUCCUCAAAGAGCGCAUACGCGAACAACAAAAAGAAUUCGAUUCGCCGACCAAGCCUGAUUUGUUUUUCGUUAAAAAAAUAACGCAACGCUUGUCGCACAAACUUGCAGCGGCUUCGGCAGCUCAAGUACCUGGACUUUUGCCGAUACCACAAAUAAGCAAAAGCUCAUCGACUACGAGCGAGGUUAAAAAAACGACGAGCAACGUGGACAAAGAAUUGCUCGCAAUAUUGGAAGGCGACGUUGACCCUGAUUGGUCGAAUUUAAAAGUGCCAAAUUCCGUGGUCGAGGAAGCCAAAUCCGGAGCAGCAGCGGAACGAAACACUUCGACAAAGUUGGAUCCGGUGAUCGAGCGAGAAAUGGCUCUCAAACAACUUCUCGAAUUGCCGAGUAGUCCUUCGAAAAAAGUAGCGAUAAAGAAAACUCCGACGAAGGCUCCCCGGACCAAAGCACCCAAUGUAACGAAGCCGAAGGACACACCGGCUCAAAUCAGCGGAAUUAUUGGAGAGGGAGAAACAACGACGACGAUGACGGUGUCGAACGUGAUGAACCCCGAAUCCACAUUCAAAGAGGAUUCCAUGGAUUCGAAUCUGUCGUCACAAGAGUAUAAAUCUGACGAAACGAGGUCAGGCAGAAAACGGAAACCGACGGAGAAGGCCCGAGAACACGAAAACAGUACGAAACGUAUGAAAGUGUCAAAGGGUAAAACAUCGUUGAACAAACGAAAGAGUCAAGAAGAUGAGCAAUCUCCCACGAUCAAUGAUUCGGCGAUUCGUAAAAAUGAAACAAUCGACGAAAGUGUGUCGGAGAAAUUCGACGAGGUAGCAAAAAAACACAUCGACGAGACAACGCUCGAGAGCCCGUUGGAUUCUCACAACGAGGAGUCGAGUUCUGAGCCCAUUAAUAAAAAAGUCGUUUUGAAGCCGAGCACCAAAAGAAAAAUGCCAACUGGCCAAGCGAAACAAAAAAUAACGAUUAGCAAAAAAUCUACAGUGGGCAAAAUUACGAAAGGUAUCGCCAAAAAGACUGGGACCAAAAUGGCAACUGGGAAAGGACAGAAACAGCGUAACGGCGAAACUUCACAAGCAGAAGGUAAACCAAAGAAAAAAGUGAUCAACGAGAUCGACAGGUUGCUGCAAGACGAGGGCGUCGUUAACCUUCUCUACGACGUGGAGCAACCAGAUAAAAAGCGUUUAGUACCGAUUACAAAAUCACAAACUAAAGUGAUGGAUCUGCAAAAGAUUCAACGAGAGUUAAAAAUUCGUACGAAACUUGUACGCAACGCCGUUCUCAGGCUGCGAACGUCAAAUAUUCCGACGAAUAAGGUAUCGCCGCGAUCGAAAAGAUCGAUUUCUCACAGCAGCGAUUUUUACGCAGAGAAAAAAACGAGCGAUUCGAAAAUCGCAUUGCCAACGUCACCCACCGAUUUCAUAUACCCAGCGAAAAUUCGUAACGCAGCGGAUGCUUCGGUUAUCAUAAGAAGGCAUUCGUCCAGCUCGUUUUCAAGUGCAUCCGUGAGUCCGAGAGCGAGUAUCGAUGGACCUGAACGCCUAUCGAUCGACGAUGUGAAUUCAACGUCUCAUGCCCUGAGAUCCAACAAGCGUCGACUUUCACACGAGGAUGAGAAGAAAAAGAAAAAACCCAAACAAUCACCCGAACCUAAAAAGAACCGACGAAAAAUUACUGAGCGAUCUGAAUCCGAAACGAAAUCUAACGAGGACGAAGCUGUACCAAUUUUCAACGUUCCGUUGAAAACCAAUAAAACUGCCGGCUCGACUCCGACCAACUUUUCCACUUCGAGUGACAGUUCUCCCACUUUGACGCCUGUAAAAUUGAAAAAAAUUGAUCUUAAAAAAAAUCAAAAAUCUUUGAAACACCUAACCGUUGAUAUAAUCGACAUCGAUGAAAACAUUGCCGGAAACUCCGGUAAAGUCGCAACCAGAUCCAAUGCAUCGUUGACUACGAGCGCUGGAAAAAUAAUAUCAAAAAGUAAGAAACCGGCCAAGUGCAAAGUCACCUUUGCCAAAGGAAACGAAUCGGUUUAUAAAAAAAUGGACUCGCCCGGACAACAAGACGAAUUGUCUGCUUGUUUGGCCGAGGCGGUCACCGCACUCUCGAACGACAGUGGAGGGUCUUCCCGAAGCAGAAGUACCGUCCCUGUCAAUCGUAACAAAACCAAAGGUAAUCCGAGCAGUGUUGCGAAGAGUUUGGAUUUCGAUGAGAAACAAUUCAACACAGAACCUAGAGUACAAUUUAGCAAUAAUGAAAUAACGGUUCAGCGUCACGGCAAACUCGUGCAAUUGUUAUUGACCCCCUCGACCUCGACGAAAAUACGAAACGGAAUAACUCUUCAGGUGAUGCAAGAAAUUCGAGAAAAUCUCUCGAUACUGAAAAAAGAUGAGGAGUGUCGAGUCGUUUUAUUGACAUCGACGGGUACGAGUUUUUGUGAGGGACUCGAACUCUCAACUCUUUUGCACGAAGAGAAGGAUGAGAGACGUCAACGUGCCGAGGAACUCGCCAACGCUGUCAAAGAAUUUAUUAAGAGUUUGGCAACAUUUAACAAGCCAAUCGUCGCAGGAGUUCAAGGCACCGCGAUUGGCCUUGGAGUUACGAUGUUGCCCUGGUUCGAUCUUGUAAUUGCGAGUGACAAAGCGACUUUCAGUACUCCUUACGGAAAACUUGGACAAAUUGCCGAAGGAGCUGCUGUUUUCACACUUUCACACAUUCUUGGAAGCUCGGUCACGAGCGAACUUCUGUUGGGCGGUCGAACCUUAACAGCUAACGAGGCACUCCGAGCAGGUUUAGUGACGAGAGUCCUUUGGCCGGACCGCUUCAAGGACGAGCUUUUACCAUCGUUACGAGCCAUGAGCGAACAGUCGUCUCAGUCAAUGGAAGCAACGAAGGCCCUGCUUCGUCACAACUUGAGAAAAAAAUUGGACGCCGCUCUUGAAUCGGAGAGUUAUCUGUUGGUUCAACACUGGUGUUCGGCCGAGUGUCAAGCAGCGAUAACGGCUUAUGUCGACGAGAAGAUUCAGUGAGCAAAUGACUAAUUGCAGAAUAGAUUUGUUAUAUAAGUGGUAAAAAAUGGGGGGGAUCUCUGAGAAUUUAUACAAAAAGAGGCGUUCCCAAAAGCAAUCGGAUGCAGAUUAAAAUUAUAUAUAUAAAUACCAACGUAAAUAUAUAUAUAUAAUAAUAAUAACGAUUGAAUGAAAUAACGAUUUGUAGAUAAACAAUCAGCUCAAGUCUCGGCUGUAUUUUGAAUGAUGAAGAAAACUAAUGAUUUUAACGAAUGAAUUGUAUACGCCUCAUGACGUAAUGAAAAUGAAUUUGAAUGACGAGUGACGAAUCAAUGAGCGCGCUGUCGGAUCGUAAAUUAAAUUGAAAAAUGUUAUGUAAAAUACGAAUAUUGGGAAAAAAAAGAGGUAAGACGAUAAAUUAUAAUGGAAUCGUCGACAUAAAUACUUGGAGAAACUAUUGUGGCCUUUGCGACCACCCUAGAAUAAUCCGAUGCACACCGAGGCAUUUCAUGCCUCGUAAUAUUUUCCACGAAACCACAGCAACAAUAAUAACAGUAAUAUAACAACAAAAAUAACAAUGAUGAUGAUAAUAUAAUUGAGAAAAUUAACACGUUAAUUAUACAAUGGAAUCAGAAGCAAUUAUAGUUGUAUGUCAUUGCACUAUUAUUUUAUUAACUGAGCGAUGAUUAUGCAAUCGCUUGAAUGAGAUGAACUAUUUUAUUAAUAGCUUUCUAUUAGGUAAAAAAUAAUUAGAUAAUUGUGGGUCCUCGAGCAUGUAUUCUAUACGCGUCAAUACCUUUGUGUUGUAUUCAUACGAUGUAACGCAUGAUCAUGUGACAUUACGCGAGAACUGUUCUUUUUGCCGCAUUUUAUUAUUGUUAGAAUAUAAAAUAAAUUUAAUCGAAGAUCAAUAAAAAAAAAACAAAAACAAAGGGGAAAUAUUAAAGCGAAA